UUUUGAUGUUUUCACACAAUGUAAUAUACAAAGGACUGGUCUUAUCAAUCGGGUUUUCCUCGGAUCCCUCAUCCUUGUUGACGCCAGCUGGAGAGCAUGCGAACUUCUUAAGAUACUCCCAUUGGGGGGAGGAAAAAUUUCAGUAUGACAAGGGGGAAAACCCGCCUUCAGUAUCAAACAAAACCUUUGAUCCUUUUGAAUUUGAUUACCUGGUAGCGGGAGGAUACCGUCCUAUUUCAAAUAACUUGGUGAAGUACGUUGUGUCACUGCGUAUUUAUGACUCUCCGCAAUGGUUUGGAGCUUAUCAUUAUUGUGGAGGAUCCAUUAUUCAUAAGAAAUUUAUUGUCACAGCUGCCCACUGCCUAUUCGACACGAAAAGAAAGUUGCUUGUUGCGGAGGAUAUAUCCGUGGUGGCAGGCACUCCUAAUAGACUUCAGAAAAUCAACACCAGUCAGGUUAUCAAGGCAAUGGAGCUUAUGCCUCAUCCCAACUACAAACAUUUCCAGAGUAUCAAUUAUGAUAUUGGAUUGGUGCUCCUUAGCAAGGACCUUACCCUGGGUUCAUCUGUUGCCGUGAUCUUUUUGCCCAACAUGCCACCGGCCAUAAAUAUGAAAUGUACUGCUGUGGGUUGGGGUAGAGUUGUUCUGGUUAGUUUCGCCUCUGGCUUGUUUUUAUUAUUGCAGAAGGUCAGAUAUGACAAGGGGGAAAACCCGCCUUCAGUAUCAAACAAAACCUUUGAUCCUUUUGAAUUUGAUUACCUGGUAACGGGAGGAUACCGUCCUAUUUCAAAUAACUUGGUGAAGUACGUUGUGUCACUGCGUAUUUAUGACUCUCCGCAAUGGUUUGGAGCUUAUCAUUAUUGUGGAGGAUCCAUUAUUCAUAAGAAAUUUAUUGUCACAGCUGCCCACUGCCUAUUCGACACGAAAAGAAAGUUGCUUGUUGCGGAGGAUAUAUCCGUGGUGGCAGGCACUCCUAAUAGACUUCAGAAAAUCAACACCAGUCAGGUUAUCAAGGCAAUGGAGCUUAUGCCUCAUCCCAACUACAAACAUUUCCAGAGUAUCAAUUAUGAUAUUGGAUUGGUGCUCCUUAGCAAGGACCUUACCCUGGGUUCAUCUGUUGCCGUGAUCUUUUUGCCCAACAUGCCACCGGCCAUAAAUAUGAAAUGUACUGCUGUGGGUUGGGGUAGAGUUGUUCUGUAUGGACCAUUACCAGCAGAGGUUCUUAAUAUUGAUUUAAAAAUUCGGCCAAAGUCAUUUUGCGAAAACUACUCUAUAUGGGCUCCAGUAUCUAUGAUCUGUGCGGGAGAUCCAAAAUUCUUCGAAGUGAGCACUUGCAAGGGGGAUUCUGGAGGCCCAUUAAUUUGUAACAAUAAAUUGUAUGGCAUUAUCUCCUUUGGAUUUGGGUGUGGCUCCCCUGGUUACAAUGGCGUCUGCACCGAUGUAUUUUUCUAUCAGGAGUGGCUAGAGCCUAGCACACGUGGCCUACGGCCUGAUAGAAAUUCCGAGGAUGAUUCUUUAUUUUUCCAUAAUUCCGUAGACUCCAAGACAAUGUCAGUUCAUUACUAUUUAUUCUUCUUUUGCACUAUAUGUACGUUGUUUUUACAGUGUAGUUAAAUUUAUUCACAUUUCAAAAAUUGUAUUUUGUUUUAGCAAGU
Messenger RNA from Drosophila bipectinata, 1654 nucleotides. NCBI's taxonomy places the organism in Eukaryota, Metazoa, Arthropoda, Insecta, Diptera, Drosophilidae. The record is from RefSeq and is a predicted model, not a curated record.